AUGAAAAAGAUUGACUCCAACGAGGCUCAUUUUUCAAAAGUUUCGCUAGUUACUGCGGUUCUGGGUAUUCUUGGUAUAAGCCUUCACCAUUUUGCCUAUUAUCGUAAAGAAUCAAAAAAAAUCAUUGCAAUGAGCAUAGAGACUGCUCCGUAUACUGUUUCGAAAGCUUGGACUCAAGAAAAAGUUGAACUGCGUGAGUAUAACUCUUUACGAUGGGUUUGUGCCAUGAGUCAUGAAAGUUCAAUGGAUAAGGCAAGUAAAGAGUGCUUUUGGAAAUUGUUCAGGUAUAUUGGUGGGAAAAAUGCACAAAAGGUUAAAGUACCGAUGACUGCUCCAGUUACUAUUGAAAGUAAACCAGAUAAUCAGUCUGUCAUGAAAAGAUGUUUUACAAUGGGUUUUUACAUUCCUGAGGCGUUUCAAUCAAAUCCACCUGCUCCAACUGAAGACGGGGUAUUUAUAGAAACUAGACCAGCCAUGAAAGUUUACUGUUGUGCACUCAACUCAGCGUGACAGAAGUUUGAACAACAAGGAGGUAAAAUACAAACCUGAUACCUAUUGCAUCGGAACAACAAGUUAGAGUAGUGUAAACAAGAGUUCAUAUGGAAUUGACAUCGGUAACUUUUCGAUCUUCCUGUUCCUUCUGCUAACGUUUAUUGGUUAGAAAUGAAUUAAUUAGCAUGUUUAGAAUUAAGCUUAAACUGAGCAUUCGACCGUUAAAGUUCUAUUAUGUGCAUAAACUUCACUGCCAACCUAAUUCAAAUAAAUAGUUAUACCAUAUGUCGACUUUUUCAUUGCAAAUUCUGUAUCGAAAUUGAAGAGUCUGAUUGGUAUUAGCUAGUAUUUUUCUUUUUCUUUAUUUUAUUCUGUUAGUCGUUGUUGAAAUGUUUUGUACAAUGGUGUACCCACCAAGUAUUUUUACUUUUAAACUAUGGUCACUAUGAUUAAAAAAGUGCUAGAUCUUAGUUCUAAUCUCUUGACGUUUCAAAGAUGUUAAGCAUAGUAUCCUGCAUCCUUUAAAAUAACUAAAUUACUUUCAUGUAUACAGAGGCGUUGAACAAAACAAAACAAGUUCUAUGGUUCAUUUCAUAUAAAAAAAUAUAAGGUAUUUAAUUUACUUUGUAAUGGUAUGAGUU
Molecule: messenger RNA, 1133 nt
Organism: Schistosoma bovis
Lineage: Eukaryota; Metazoa; Platyhelminthes; Trematoda; Strigeidida; Schistosomatidae
Source: the annotation of a GenBank genome assembly